AUGGGAGACAUUGUUAGUGAGAACCAGAAUGCAUUUGUACCUGGAAGAGCAAUAGCGGACAAUGCGCUUGCAGCCCACGAGCUCCUUCGUCUUGUCAAAAAGUCCAAACGGCGGAACCUUGCGGUGUUUAAGAUUGACCUUAAUAAGGCCUAUGAUCGAAUACGAUGGGACUUCUUAGAAUGGGUACUUACCCACAUGCAAUUUCCUCCCUCCUGGAUUAGGUGGAUCAUGCAGUGUGUUUCCACGGUGUCUUACUCAGUUUUAGUAAAUGGAGAACCAACGGAAAGAAUUGUUCCUUGCUCGGGCCUCCGUCAAGGGGAUCCCCUAUCCCCUUAUCUCUUCAUUUUGUGUAUGGAAGUCCUUUCCUCGAAGCUUCAUCAUAUGCAACUUUCGGGUGAGCUGGGUGGUCUGCAAAUCUCGCGUUCGGCCCCAAAGGUGAACCACCUUUUCUUCGCGGACGAUGCUUUGUUCUUCCUCGAGGCUAAUUUCGUAGAAUUUAGAGUCAUGAAGAAGGUUCUAAAUGAGUUUUGCGCUAUAUCAAGGGAAAUGGUUAGUCUCCAAAAGUCCUUUGUAGUCUUCUCAAAGCAUACCCACCACAAAUUUAAACGCAUGCUCCAUAAGGUGCUUGGGGUUGGGGAAGAAGGAAAACUAGGAACUUACCUAGGCUGUCCAAUGGAUGUCGACGGCAGAACAACUUCAGUCUUUAUGGACCUCACUCACAAGAUUUCCCAGAAGCUAUGCUCAUGGCAACUCUCAAAGCUUAGCCAAGCGGGUAAACUCAUCCUUAUCAACGGCAUUCUUGUGGCUAUGGCAAGCCAUGUUCUCUCUAUCUAUAUGAUGCCUAAGUAUGUGCUGAAGCGUAUAAACUCCCUGCUAUUGCGGUUCUUCUGGUCAUCGUCCAUGAGCUCGCGGCCUAUUUAUUGGAGGAAGGCCGAUGUUAUUCAACAACACAAAGCUGAUGGAGGGCUUGGUGUGCGCAAUAUUGAAAAUCUAAAUAAGGCACUCUUGUUCAAACAAGCGUGGCGGAUGCACUCUAACCCGAGCUCGCUCAUGGCUCAAAUUUUCUCUAGUAAGUAUCAAAGCUCCUGGUUUGAGAAUAGCAAGAAUGGGAUCAUCCCCCACUCUGUUUCGUGGGGUGCUAGGAGUAUCAUGCGCAGUGUGGGCGAUCUCAGCUCGGGAUUGCGGCGAGUAGUGGGAGACGGAAGACAAACGCACAUCACGGAGGAUGUAUGGGCGACCUCGACACGGCUCUCUUUCAAACAACAAGGGAGUAUUGACCCAACCAGACCGGUUUGGGUCGCAAACCUCAUCAGCGAAAAUCGGUCGUGGAAAGCUUCGGAGAUUUGGCGACAUUUCGACCCCCCAUCAGCUAGGAUAAUCCUAGCUACCUAUAUUCCCAAGGUGGAGAUGCCGGAUAGUUGGGAUUGGUGGCCAGAAAAACAAGGUAAUUACUUCAUUCGAUCAGGCUACUGGCUACUUCAGAAGAAAGGUAAUCAUCACCUACCCCCAAGCAGAUUCUGGGCAUCAUGGUGGAAGCGUAGAGUGUGGCCGAAAUGGAAACUCUUCAUUUGGAAACUUAUUAAUGGGGCAAUUUCUACAAGACAAAACCUCAGAUUGAGGAACAUGGAUGUACCUCCACAUUGUGUCAUGUGUGGGAGGGCAGAGGAGACGGCGACUCAUCUCUUCAAAGCAUGUGAUGUGUCAAAGCAUAUUUGGAAGGCUAGCCACCUAGGGAUUAUUGCUGAUUCAUAUGGUGAUGUCGAUUUUGGUACUUUGGUUACAAAUUUCUUACUGUUCAUCAUGAGGGAGGAUGGAAAAGAGGAAGCUAGAAUUGUGGAGUUUCUUGGGACUCUCUGGAGUAUAUGGAUCCAUAGAAAUUACUGUUUGUUCAACAAUGUGCCUCCAAACCCAGCAACCAUUAUGGGUACUCUCCUGUCAUGGAAAUCGAGGUGGUUUCGCUCGUUUGGGAAGGAUAGCAAUCUGACUACUACUUCACAUUCGAGACAGGGGAUUCAACGUGACCUGUCUUGGGCGACUAGGUCCCCAACUGUGGCUGCCCUUCCUACUUUGGUGAUAGAUGGAGCAUGGAAAGCUCGUGAUAUUGGUGGUAGCGCAGCUUGGGAGGCGGGCAUUGGGUGGGCCUUACUCAUUAAUGGCCAGGUCAUCGAGGAAGAGGGAGUACGGGUAUUUGCGAACAACCCGAACCAGGCAGAGGCCAAAGCCCUCCUCCAUGCGGUGAGUAGAGUUCCCUUGCACAUUAGAGAAUUGGUGAUCAAAACGGAUUCCUCAAUGGUGAUCAAGGCGAUCAAAGACCGAUCGAGUAGUGAAGCGGACAUUAGACCAAUCAUAAGUGAUGCAGUCUCUAUCCUUGUAGAUUAUGAUUAUUGUAAGGUUAUUAAAGUUAGUAGAUCCUGUGUUAUUAGGGCCCAUAAUCUUGCUGUAGCAGCAAGAAAAGGCUCCUAA
Molecule: messenger RNA, 2463 nt
Organism: Spinacia oleracea (spinach)
Lineage: Eukaryota; Viridiplantae; Streptophyta; Magnoliopsida; Caryophyllales; Amaranthaceae
Exons: 1
Coding region: 1-2463 (820 amino acids)
Molecular function (GO): RNA-DNA hybrid ribonuclease activity; nucleic acid binding
Source: RefSeq, a predicted model, not a curated record